GCUACAGAGUCCUUCGACGAUUUCCUUACUGACCUUCAGAACAGAAGUAUGACAUGCAACUUCAGUGACAAGAGAGAGGAACUCGUGAGAGACGUUAUCGUUAUAGGUCUAGCUAAUACCGCUAUGAAGGAGAGGCUUCUGCGCACGGAGGAUCUGACGCUGCAGAAGACCAUCACCAUGUGCAGAGCUGCGGAAUUGUCUCAAAAGCAAGUUACGGAACUAACGAAUGAGAUAGCUGCCACCUCCGUGCUCAACGUCAGCACUGCGCCAGUACAUAACGUCAACAAUGUCAAUACUUCAAAAACAAGAAGCGUCAAGACAAGAAAAUGCUAUCGCUGCGGCAAUAACUGGGAUCGCACGCAUCAAUGCCCAGCUAUAGGUUGCAAGUGCCAGAAGUGUGGUAUUCCUAAUCAUUUUGCGAAGGUUUGCAGAAACAAACAGGUUGCAGCCAUAACAGAGAAGCAGGUUGAAGACGACAGCGAGGAGUCCUUCUUCGUUGGCUGUAUCAACAGUGAGUGUGAAUGCGAAUGAAAAUGCAAUUCCCAGAGCCGAUCCACCUCGUCGGGUCCCUAUAGCACUAAGACAGAGCCUUAAGGACGAGUUGGACAAUAUGGUGAGACAGCAA
Molecule: messenger RNA, 625 nt
Organism: Cydia fagiglandana
Lineage: Eukaryota; Metazoa; Arthropoda; Insecta; Lepidoptera; Tortricidae
Exons: 2
Coding region: 49-531 (160 amino acids)
Source: RefSeq, a predicted model, not a curated record